AGAUCAUUCAAAUGAAUGCAAAGCUUGAAGAAUGAAUCAGAAACAAAGUCAAGAUGAGGACGAUUCUGAAUAUGAAGGAAAAUCAAAAUACACCUGGGAGGUCAGAGCAAAUGACCGGAUAUUUAAUUCAUCAGUUAAAAAGAAGACCUGGCUCUUUUUUAAAAAAAAGAAAUAUGCAAGCAACAGCAUUACUACAAGCAAAUACAACAUCCUGACAUUUAUACCACUGAGUCUUUUUGAGCAGUUCCACAGAAUGGCCAACCUUUAUUUCCUGUUUAUAAUUAUCUUACAGACCAUCCCUGCCAUUUCUACAUUGCCCUGGUUUGCGAUUAUGCUGCCUCUUCUUUUCCUUCUAGUGAUUAGAGGAAUUAGAGACCUUAUUGAUGAUAUUGUGCGGCAUAGAAGUGACAAAGCCAUAAACAACAGACCAUGUGAAAUUCUCAAAGGACAGAGCUUCUGCAUGGAGAAGUGGAAAGACAUUCAGACUGGUGAUAUUGUGCGAAUACAAAAGAAUGACUAUGUUCCAGCAGACCUGUUUUUGCUGAAAAGUUCAGAACCAAGCAGUCUGUGUUAUGUGGAGACUGCAGAUAUAGAUGGAGAGACCAAUUUAAAAUUUAAACAAGCCUUGAUGGUCACACACCAAGGAUUAUCCACAGAAGAAUCUUUGUCAAACUUUGUUGGUAAGGUAAUCUGUGAAGAACCCAACAGUAAUAUGCACACCUUCAUAGGGACACUGGAAUGGAAUGGAGAAAAGUACCCUCUGGAUAAUGACUGCAUCCUUUUAAGAGGCUGUAGGAUUAGAAACACAGAGACUUGCUAUGGACUGGUGAUAUAUGCAGGAUUUGAUACCAAAAUAAUGAGAAACGGUGGGAAAGUUAGAGUGAAGAAAACCAAACUUGAAAAAAUGAUGAACAUCCUUGUGAUCAUUAUAUUUGGCAUGCUUAUUAUUUGUGCAGCAGUUUUGGCCAUCAUUGCUGGAUACAGGUCUGCGUGGUUCAAAGGAAAGCACAGUUACAUUCCUCCUUUGGCUGAAAAUGAUACUCCAGCAUACACUGCCUUCCUUGUCUUUUGGGGCUAUGUUAUACUUCUGAGCACUAUUGUGCCAAUGUCUAUGUAUAUAACUCUAGAGCUUAUUCAUCUGAUCCACAAUAUGUUCAUUAAUUGGGAUGAAGAUAUGUACAGUACUAAGAAAAACACAGCAGCCAAUGCCAGAUCAAGCAGCCUGAAUGAUGUACUUGGCCAAGUGGAAUAUGUUUUCUCUGAUAAGACUGGAACUUUGACACAGAAUAUUAUGACCUUCAAAAAAUGCUGUAUAAAUGGAAAAACAUAUGGAAAAAGCUCUAAAGAUGAAGAGAAUAAUGAGGUGGUAAAUUUCAGCUGGAAUAAAUAUGCUGAUAAAAACUUCCAGUUUUACGACCAAUCUCUGCUUGAUAUGGUUUGUGAAAACAAGGAUGGUGUAUACAGGGAAUUCUUCCGUGUUCUAGCUCUUUGUCACACAGUAAUGGUGGAGAGGAACGGAGGAGAGAUUAUUUACAAAGCGGCAAGUCCUGACGAAGAGGCUUUAGUGACAGCAGCUCGAAAUGUUGGGUAUGUUUUUUUAUCCCGGACACAAGAUACCAUGACAGUAAAUGAGCUUGGGGAAGAAAGAACCUACAGAGUUUUGGCAUUCCUUGAUUUCAGCAGUGUCCGCAAGAGGAUGUCCAUUUUAGUUAAAGACCCUGAUGGGAAGAUAAAGCUUUAUACAAAGGGUGCAGAUGAUGUCAUUUUGAGGCGCCUUCAUUCUGAAUGUUCCAGUUAUGAAAUCACUGAGAAAGCACUAGCAAUGUUUGCCCACGACACUCUCAGAACUUUAUGCGUGGCCUGCAAAGAUGUAGAUAUUCCUGUGUACACAGCAUGGAGUAAACGGUAUCAUCAGGCAAGUGUGACCUUGCAGAAUCGCACAGCGCUGCUAGAGAGAGUUUAUGACGAACUGGAGACUGAUUUACAGUUACUUGGUGCUACUGCAAUUGAAGACAAAUUACAAGACAAGGUUCCAGAAACAAUACAGCUGUUGAAGGAUGGAAACAUGAAAGUAUGGGUACUGACGGGAGACAAACAAGAAACUGCAAUCAACAUUGGUUUCUCCUGCCGACUACUUUCUGAUGAUAUGGAAAUUUUGGAUGAAGAACAGAUAAGUGAUAUUCUAGAUGAAUAUUGGGAACAUAACAACAAUGUCUCGGGCAGUGGCCAAGAUCUUGUCGGUAGCAAUAGCUUCAAGAAGCACAGAGCAAGCUUGCAAGGGAGGAAGAUGGCACUUGUGGUUAGUGGAGACUUUCUGGACAGAAUUUUAGGUACAAAAAUCCAAAAGCAAGGCAAGCUCUUACUUCUGCGGAAAUGUUUCAACUGGAAGAGAAAUCAAAACAAACAAGAGGACAGCCUUAAGGAAUGGGCCUUUGUAGACUUGGCAUCCCAGUGCCAGACAGUUAUCUGUUGCAGAGUGACUCCAAAGCAGAAAUCUAUGGUAGUUCAACUUGUGAAAAAACACAAAAGAGCUACAACUUUGGCUAUUGGAGAUGGGGCGAAUGAUGUCAAUAUGAUCAAAACUGCUGAUAUCGGAGUUGGUAUAAGUGGACUGGAAGGAACCCAGGCUGUGCAAUCAAGUGAUUUCUCUAUAGCUCAGUUUUGUUUCUUGCAACGGCUCCUCUUUAUCCAUGGAAGGUGGUCUUAUUUGCGGAUCACCAAGUUCUUCAAAUAUUUCUUCUACAAGACUUUCGCAAAUGUCCUUGGCCACGUCUGGUUUGGUUUCUUUAAUGGAUUCACUGCCCUUACACUAUAUGAUAGCUGGUACAUUUCACUCUACGCUAUUAUGUUCACUUCCUUUCCAGUUCUCUCACUGGCUGUGCUUGAACAGGAUGUAACUGCUGAAAUCAGCCUGCUGUCUCCUGAAUUAUACAGAGUGGGGCAAUCUGGCUCCUUGUUCACCUACAAGACGUUUCUUGGUUCAUUCUUAAAAGGAAUAGCUACUUCCUUGUCUUCGUUCUUCAUAUCAUUUGGUACAUUCCAAGACACUGCUGGUCCAAGUGGAAUAUGUGACUACCAAGCAUUUGCAGUUACAACUGCCACCACCGUGAUACUGUCUGUCACUCUAGAGAUCACCUUUGAGAUCUCGUACUGGACUCGUCUGUCUGUCAUUGCUGUUGUCAUCAGUCCACUGCUGUAUUUUCUCUCCUCAUUUACUAGCCAAGCAUUUCCCUUGUUUGUCUUCCUGCCAACAAUGUUUCAAUUUCCAGGUGUCAGCAGAAACGCAUUAAGCCAUGGAUACAUAUGGUUGACUAUAAUUCUAGGAGUGGUGAUAAGCAUCCUACCCUCCCUUGUCAUGAUUUUUUGUACCAAACUUAUGAGCCGCAAUCAAAUCCACAGUAAUAUGGGUUCUAAAGCUGAUACCACCAGUGCAUCAAAUGAAAUUGCUCUGGGUACACCCUUCAAGAAAGGAACUGUGCAUCGCCGGUCUAGCUAUGCAUUUUCACAUAAAGAAGGUUAUGCUGAUCUUAUUUCUAAAGGCACAAGCCUACACAAAGCAAAACCAAAGGACUGCUGACCUCUACAAUGAAUAUAUUAAUAUAAUGUGUAAUAUUCCAGCAAUGUUUCUUUUUGUAUUUUUAUUUUUUAUAACUUGAUGUUAUGCAAUGACUUAUGCAUAAAUUGUCAUACAUGUAGGGUCAUCAAAAUGACCAGGCUGUUUACAGUGGAUACAAUCCUUGGAGGAAAAGCCUAUGUAUCUUCACAUAUCUUUGUCUGGUAUAUCAAGAAAUUGCCUUAGUCUGACGGCCCAUGGAGAGAUUUAAUCUCCCGAAAAAGAUCUCUGCUACCAAAGGCAACUAAUCUCUUCAAAAUGCCUUUCCACCGGCGAUAUGAAUCACCAGCUUUGCAAAGUCGGAAAACCAAAGUGAUGUGUAGGCCAUUCCACCAGCAAAUUGUUGAUGGUGGAAAGGCAUUUUGGAGAGAUUAGUCCCCUGUAGUAGCAGAGAUUGGGGGUGACUAAAUUUCCCCAUGGGACAUCAGCCUUAUCAAAACAAGAGUCCACCCAUCACAAGUUUCAGUUGUAUUAUUCCAAGUGUUGAUAUCAUAUAGAACUUGUUCCUUUCUCACAGAACAGCAUGUACAAGCUGUUGAUACCAUUGUGUUGCAAACUGUACACUUAUCUCAGGGACUUUAACAUAGAUAAGUGAGAAACAUCCAAUUUCAAGAAGAAUAGGGCAUUUCUUGGCAGCCUUAUGCACAGAAAGUCUUAAUGCCCUAUAUCUAUAUAUAUAUAUAUAUAUAUUGAUAAUGGGUGAGUGCAGAGAACCUUUUUGUUGUUGUCUGUAUGAAUGAUGUGGUCACAUCCACACUGAACCCCUGCCUAAUGGUGGUUACACCAACUUUCUCUUGUUUUCUAUAGUUUAUACAGGAGCAGUGACCAGUCCCAUGUUGUAGCUCCCACCCUUCCCAGCUGCAGUCAGGUGAUUCCAGUGUAGUCAAUAAAAGGGCAACCAUUUGGGGAUUUAAACCGUGAAAGCAAGCUUGCACAUAAAACUCAGUCCCUUUGUUAAAUGUAUAUUGAAGCAGUAGAAUUCUUAAUGAAGCAAAUAAAAGUGAGUGUAGGACUGGCUAGAGGGGGUGACUUUGACAUAGUUGGCCAGCUUAAAGUAUAUUGCAAUAUAUGGACAAACAAUUCCUGUUUUGUGGCUACCAUGAAAUGCCAUCAAAAUGAGAAUGUUUCAUUUUGAUAGCAUUUCUUGGUAGCUUUAUAUACAGAAUGUCUAGGGGGAGAUUUCUAAAUGUUUAGUUUGAUUUUUUUCAUGAUUUGAGCUUGAUAGGGCAGUUGGAUAAAACAGUUGGAAAUUACUAAAGGAUUCCUGGUUAAAUCUUCAAUAAAUCUGCCCCUACUUUUCUUAUACCUGGUUAAAAAGUUCAAAAGUUUUACAUGCAAUACAUGGACUACUUUUUCCAUUUUGUUUUUCAUAUUUGUCUUGAUUAAAAGCACUUUUGAAAGGAA
This is a messenger RNA of Xenopus tropicalis (tropical clawed frog), 5017 nucleotides long. It is a transcript of the gene atp8b3, whose product is annotated as ATPase, aminophospholipid transporter, class I, type 8B, member 3. Gene Ontology annotation, biological process: phospholipid transport. Gene Ontology annotation, cellular component: membrane. The transcript has 27 exons. The record is from RefSeq and is a predicted model, not a curated record. Gene Ontology annotation, molecular function: ATP hydrolysis activity; nucleotide binding; ATP binding. Lineage: Eukaryota; Metazoa; Chordata; Amphibia; Anura; Pipidae. The coding region runs from base 32 to 3577 and encodes 1181 amino acids.